GCGGGAGCCCGGCGCGGCCCCGGCCCCGGCCCCGCCGCCGCCGCCGCCCCAUGACGCCCAGCGGGCGCCCCGCGGGGCCCCGCCGCUCCCCGCAGGCCUGGACUGUGAAUUUGGUUGCGAUGGAGACCGUGUCCCUGGAGCACCAGAUCCAGAGUGUGCAGCGGCACAUUGCUUUUCUGAAGAAGGAGCAGAUGGAGCUGCUCCAUGACCUGCACCUGGAGAUCCUCCGCUUGCAGAAGCACUGCUCAGAGCUCACCCAUGACCUGGAAAUAAAAGAGCUGGAAGCCCAGCAGCAAGAUGUCCUGGACCGGGAGCUGGAGGAGAAGUGCCGGGCAAUGGAGGCCCAGCUGCAGGAGAAGGAGAAGGACAACCUGGAGCUGCGCAAGGAGCUGCGGCACAAGGAGACGCUGGUGGCUGCUCUGCGGUCCAGCCUCCGCAACAAGGAGCGUCGGUUCCUGGAGGAGCUGAAGCGGCGGAGCCACCGCGUCACCAUCCUUGACACAGAGCUGCAGAAGCAGACAGAAGCGGCUGCCUACCUCUCCCUGCAGCUGCACGCCACCGCCCAGCGGCUGCCGGGCCCCCGGGCGAGUGGGCGGCCACCCCCCGAGCAGCCCCCCGCCGGCCCCCCAACCGAAUGCAGGCCCCGGCGCCGCAACCACAGGGCUCACCCCCGGCGCCCACCCGGGGACGGUGCCCGCCCCAGGGACCCCGCACAGGAGGAGCACGACGCCAUGCCUGACCCGGCUCUCUUCCUCUACACGGCACGGCCGCACGCCCCGCAGCGGCCGCCGUCGGAGCCCCCUGCCCAGGCCCAUGGCACGACCAGCACCUCCGCAGACCCCCGGGCACAGAGGCCCCCCCGGCAGCCUGCGCAGGAGCCAGUGGCCAGGGCCCGGUCGGCCAAGGGCGAGCCCGGCAAGAGGCAGGGGUCUGGCCCCCGUGGCGCCCCCCGGGCCCGGGAGUAGGCGGCGAGGGGGCAGCAUGGCCCAACCGGGCGGGAAGGCCUGAGCUUGGCGGCACCGGGGUGGGCGCCGGCCAAGGUUGCUUUCCCCCGUCCCCUCGGAGGGGAAGGAGCAGCAGAAAGCGGAUGCCCUGCUCGCACCUCCUGCCCGCAGGCUCCUUGCCCGAAGGGUCUGAGCUGGGGGUGCCGCUGGCAGUGCCAUGGGGCAGGCGGGCAACCCAGCAUGGGGUCUGCAGAGGGGAAACAGCUGAGAGUCUGUCCAGAGCUUCCAAGGAAAGCAAGAAAGAGAGGAAGAGAGAAAAAGAAAGAAAAUUAACAUUUCUGCGAUGAGAAGAUCUUCCUCCUGCUGCUACCCCUUGGAGCAGAUGCCAGGUGUGAUUUCCCCAGCCAGGGGUGCCAGGAGGUGGGUGUGCAGCAGCGAGCGAUGGCUGUGCAGCAUACGGCUUGGCACAGUGGGAUGAACUCAUCUGGACCUCCGGUCCUGGGCAUCACUGGCACUGGGGUUGGGCUGGAGGGCCCCAGACAUCACCAGGAAGGUCCUUCGGGAUGCAGGCAGCUGGACGACAGUCGAUCCCAUGGGUGCAGGAGGGAUCCCCCCUCUACAGGGAUGGUGCAGCCAUACCAGCCAGGUGCCAGGCCCUCUCCCCCCUGCGCAGUGGUUCGGCUAUGUCUAACAUGGAUUUCCCCCAUGUUACAUUUACAUGUAGGAUUUGGACAAGGUAGCUGGCAGCGAGCUGCAAGAGCCAGCCCUGCCGGAUGCCCUGCGCGGCUCCUUACCUGCCGCAGCCUUGCUCCACGUGCCGCUGGAGCAGGGCUGCGACUCACACUCCCCGUACCAGGCAGGCCUCCCCUCGGCACCAGCAUUUCGGUUCUGGGUCACACCCACAGCCAGGUCUGGGCUUCCUGCAGAUGGCUGAGCAGCCACACCACGAGUGUGCUGCUGAGAGUAAGCGAUGGUGUACCAUUAGACACAGAAACCCUGCUGGGGCCAAACCAGCCCCAGGCUCAGCUUCCAUGAGGAACAGAGGCUGGAAAAGCCACUUCACCCAUGUCUCUUGCCGCAUCCGCCAGGGCUGGGCUGCUGCAGGGCCCUCCAUUCCCACCCCUUCCCACCUCCCAGUCCCUCCCAGCAGAGCGGCUGUCAGCACGGAGCCUUUGGCCUGCUGAGGCAGCCUUGCUUGGUCUCCAAACCAAACCAGCGGCUUUAUCCAUCCAUUCCCAGGGCGUUCUGAAACAGCACACAGGGAGAGGAGAGAACAGCUCUGGCAGCUGGGAAGGGUGAAGGUCUCGCUGCUGGGGCACCAGCGGGACAUGUGCUGCUCCGGGCAAUACCGAGGGGCAGGUUUUGCCCUGGUGGUUUGGCUGCCAGCCCUUGCUGGCCCGGCUGUGCAGACGUGCUGGGGAGGUGAUGCCCAGCCAGGAGCCCAGGCCCCUGCCCGCAGCCAGCACCUUGCCUGCUCACCUCCUGCGGGACCCCUGCUGUGUCCACAGCUGGCGUGGGCAGGAGGAAGCCGUGGGCCAUGAUGGAACCCCACUUCCUUCCAAUUCAGUUUGAAACCUCUUCACAAACAUUGCCGUCAUAGACCAGUCAGGCUUAGCCUGCCUAACUUAGCGUGCCCAUGCAGUCAAGAGGUGUCUAUUUUUGUAGUUCAAUAUUUAUAUACUAUAUUAAAAUGCUUUUAUGAGAUUCUCAGCAACAGUUCCUUAGGCCAGCUCUUUGGUAAAAACAAACUCCUAAGUGGAUGAGCUGCACUAGCACGACAGAAAUUAGCAGCUUUUAUACCUUUUCUUUGGCUGUGAUGUGAAUAGUCAGGCUUUGGAGGGCAAGACCCCUCCUGCUCCCCCGAGGGCAUCCGCAAUGGCUGGGACCCCCCUACUUCCCAGCUGCUACCAUGGUCUCUAAUGCACCCCUGAGUUUGGGAAGAAGCCCAGCAAAGCCACACCUGGGCAGGUCCCCCUAGCCGGAGCAGUCACCCUGGCUGAAGCCCUGCAGAGGUGUGCAGCUCCUGGGGGCAAAGGCAAAGCCCUAAGGGGAAAUUUUUGCAGCCCCUGACAUGUCCAGAGCCACUGCCCCAGGAGCCAGAGCUCAGCAGAGCCCGUGCUGGCUCCUGCCUGCCUUCCCUAACUGUACCUCCCCACCAAAGGCAGCAAAGACCCCUGGCAGGGCACCCACGUGCCCUGGUGCAAAGCAUCAUGUGCCCAAACCGCCUUCCCAGGGCAGGUGGGGUGCAGGGGCAGCAUGGGGUGCAUUGGUAGCACCCAGCUGGGGUAUGAGCACCUGGGUACAGUUGCACAAGGGAGAAAAUCCCUGAGUCUGGCUCUUAGUAAGGCUGCAGGAUGCUUCCCACCUGUUUCUCACUGCAAGGUGAUUUAAUGCGGGCUCUGCCUAUGCCCCAGCUCUAGGGGGAGCUGGUGUGUUUGGGGCCCUACUGUUGCCCACCCCUGCAGAGGCAGAGCAGGGCAGCAAGGCGCAGUUUGCACUGCACUGCAUCGCACAAGCAGCACCUGGGGGCGCAGCAUUGCAGUCACCCGGCUCCUGGUGGUGGCAUGCAGGUGAGGUGCCGUUUGGCCUUUGGAAACUGGUGUUUCUCUCCGGCUCAGAGAGGUUCUGCUGAGGAGUCAUCUCUAUUCUCUUUUAACAUGAAAGAGGGUUAUAUGUGUCUCUGCGCUGUUUGGCUGUUCCUUUAGCUGUGGUGUGCACAGCUGCUUUCCUCUCUCCUUUCUAGACAAUCCUGAUAAACGGUGUGUUGCAUUUUUAUUAUAAAACCCUUGAUCAUGGUGUUUGUGACUGACCUAAGCAUUGAAAAUGGGAGGGAGAAUUAUGAUCCUUCUUCUGUGUAAAUACCUUCCUAGCAAUCAUCAUUUUUAGUGCCUAGUAUGUAAAUGAAGCAACCCUGUCUGAGCUGCAGGAUCCUUUCCUCUUCACCACUAAUUAACAGCUUGCUCAAGGAGUUUAUCUCAUUUCCAGACCCCCCCACUGCUUCUCCCUCCUCCUGGUGCUUGCGGGCAGCUGGGCAGGCCCUGAGCCCCACAGCCCUUGGGUGUGCAGGCAGAGCUGCCUACAGCAAGGGGGGGUCAUUUCCCAAAGGGAUGGAGAGGGAGCACCCCAGUUCCACCCUUCAUGCCAAUUCAAUGUGCUUGGAAAUGAGUUGUCUGGGUGAGCCCUGUGCUUUUCCCUGGGCACCCUUGCCUUGGAGUGGGAAGGAUCAGCUCCUGCGUGCUGUACCUGCUUCAGUCACUGCUGCUUUUCUUGGGGGGGAGGGAAGCUUUAGAGGUACUAUAUAUACACUUAUAUAUAUACACACAUACAUGCACUUGUUUUGAGGGGAAAACACUGUAUGAUUGUAAUAGAAAUGAUGUUGAGAUAAAUUAUUUUAAUCUUUGUAUUUGUAUAAAAUGAUCAAAGAGGUCAAAAUGAUCAAAAAAAGAACAAAAAGAUGGCGUUCCUAUUUUUUAUCGAGUAGGCCGCUGUUAGCCACAGUGAACCCAGGGAGUAGCAGGAGCCCAGGUAGUGCCUUCUGUCCUCUCCCUGGGCAGGGGGCUCUUACAGACCCCCUGGUCUCGGACUAUAAGUUAGCCCUUAGCCUGUAAUACGUAACAGGGAUCUGUAGGUGCAUUUAGUCAGUGCUGCCAGACUCCUUGGGAGUCCAAAGGGUGCGCACAGCUCCGACCUGCGCCCUAUACCUGGCACGCAUAGACAGAGGAGUGCAACGGCUGACACCUACGUGCUUUGUAUGGAACAAGUAAUGUUUAAUGUUGGCUCGUAAAGCUUAAUGAUUAGACUGGAAAUGGAUGCAUAGCAAUAAUGCUCGGUUGUUAAACAAUGUCUUAUGUGUAUAAACCACAACGUGCUGAAAGCUUUCUGCGUACAGACUAACAGCCGGGCACCUCUCCUCUCCACCCACCCCGUUCUUUCUGCAGCUCUGCAGAGGCUCAUGGAUUUGAUGUGUUGGGUUUGCUAAUCUCUCUUCUCUUUAUUAUUAUUAUUUUUCCUCAUGCUCUCUGAGAAAGCAAUGUCUCAAAUUGUGCAAGCUUGCAGCAGGUGCAGGGCAAGUGGCAAGUGGGGAGGAGAUGCACCCGCUCCACUUGCUGCAGCUGCACCCGUGCCGGAGCCAGCGGCACUGAGAGGCAGAGGCAGUCCUGGUGACUUGGUGCAUGCUCCCCUGGACUUACUUUAGCCUUGCGCAGACAGACCAAUUGGGAAGUUCUCCCUCUUGACCCUGUUAAUUAAAAAGCCAUAUUUUCUGAAUGUGCUUGCUGGGGCUAAUCUAAGUGCUCCCAGCUGCAUCCUUCCCAUCCUCGCUGUGAGGGUGCCAUUGCGAGGGCCUGAAUAGCGCAGCCGCUCUCAAAAAUCCCCUCAGGGGGGCUGCACGACCUUCCCUGCUGCUGCACAGCACUGCACAGAGACCCGUGUGCAGCGGAGCCGAAUCCUGCUGCCUUGGGGAAGCUUUGCCCAAGGCAGAGCCCAAGGCUUUCUAUAAACUACCUUACUGCAAGCAAAGUUAGGUGCAGGGCACAGAUGAUGGCUGUUACACAGGGGCAGCUGCAGCAGAGGGGCUGAGGGGUGGUCUUUUCUGGAUGCCCUGGAAAGCUGGCAGUGACACAGCAAAGAAGCGUCCCACCUGAAGCAGCUGGAGAGCCAAAGCCAGCAGUGGUCAGGAAUUGCUCUGCUCUGCACAGAGCAUCUCAGUGCAUGAGUUUCCCAAAAUAAGCUCCCAGGAGGCAGAGGAGUGGCAGCACCGCAGCAUGGCUACCUCUCCCCACCAGAAGGUAAAUCAGCAGCACGCUGAUGGACUUUUAUUGCUUGGGACGUAGGUGAACAUUUCAGGGUCCUCAUGUGCAGCCUUGCGCACUGGCUCCUGCUGCCCAGUGAAGCUGUGGCAUCCUGCCCUUCUCUGGAGCACCAGCCCUUGCUUCCCAGCGGCCCUGAUGAGCCAGUCUCGCUGCAGCGGCACCACAGCUGCCUGUGUGCACAUCUGUUCUUGUCACCUUCUUGUACUGUCGGCGCCUGGCUGCCAAGUCCUACAGGGAAUGUGAAGGAGGGGAGAGAAAACUCCCUAACUUCCGUAGGUUGCCUCACGCUGUGAAUCAGAUCAGCACUACCUGUGUGCCAGGGCUGGGUGAGCAGGAGAAACCUGGGAUCAACAAGCACAGCAGCCAUGGAGGAGUGUGCCAGACAAGGCGGCCUGUAAAAGCAUGAAGAUAAAAGUGUUGUGUCUCCUCGCUGGUUAAAGCUGCCCUUUGCUCCCCAAGGCCAGGUUUCUGCCUGUCUCCUCUCUGCCAGCACUGCGUGGGGGCUGGCCCUGCAGCGACGCUGCCAUCCCAGCUCCCCGCUGCAGCCUGUGGAGGGCUGGUGCCUGUGGGCAGGGGGACACAGAGUGUGACACUUGGUACUGCCACCAUAUCAGAUCCCUUUGCUUCACCCUCCUUCCCCUCAUGUCUUUGGGCAGGAACAGGGUCAUGAAGCUGCUGGUGUGAGUGUGAGAGGUGCACCCAGCACAAACCCAAGUGGCACGUGGUCCUCCAUGGGGUGCACUGAUGCCUCUUACCAAUAGAUCUCACUGAUUUUGUGGCUUCCAAAAACUAUCCCCUUUCCUGUCAUUGCAUUUAUAGCAGGAAUGAGACGACCAGGCCAUGGGAAUCCCUCAGAUCUUUGUAUGUCUGAAAAAAACAGACCCUUUUUUCCCCAGGGGACAUGGGUAAGGUGCUGAGCCACAGCCCCUCAGCCUUGCAGGGACGAGCACCAUCUGUAUUCUCUUGGGUGUUUCAAGGUCAUGCAGAAGGUCACUGUCAUCCUGGUCCUUGCCAAGCCCUCCUUAGGUGGGGACAUCACCUCCGCUUGGCCAGAGCUGUGCUCAGGACCCUGAGGAAGGCUUUGACAGAGAGAAUGGGUACAGCUCCUCUGGUCCCAGAGCAGCUGUGGUUUUGUCAGAGCAAAAAUAUUCUCCUUGGCUGAGUUUGCAAAGCUCAGCUCAGAACAAUACUAGCUUGUGCCUCGUGCUGAGGAGAGCCAUUGUGGUGGGACAGAUGCCAAAGGUUUGACACUGCUCUGCUUUAUUGAAUGUUCAUUUUACUACAUGACACCAUUCUUUGCCAGGAUGAUGUUAAUGUCAACUUUGCUUUUUAACCAAGUGCUUUUCAAAACGUGUUAAUACCCAGAGACUAGAGUAUGGAGCUGUACUUUAGGCGUCAUUGUAUUAUGCCUUUUUCUUAAUAAAGAGAUUGAAAUCUGCA
Molecule: messenger RNA, 7195 nt
Organism: Phalacrocorax carbo (great cormorant)
Lineage: Eukaryota; Metazoa; Chordata; Aves; Suliformes; Phalacrocoracidae
Source: RefSeq, a predicted model, not a curated record